Messenger RNA from Capsicum annuum, 402 nucleotides. Its product is annotated as glycine-rich protein 23-like. The transcript has a single exon. Lineage: Eukaryota; Viridiplantae; Streptophyta; Magnoliopsida; Solanales; Solanaceae. The record is from RefSeq and is a predicted model, not a curated record. The coding region runs from base 1 to 402 and encodes 133 amino acids.
AUGCUUGGGGCUGCGGCUGUUGGAAACGGAGCGGCGGGUGGCGGCUGGGGACCGAGCGGCGGCUGGCUGGGGAUCGGGUGGCGGCUGGGGGGAGGGUUGGUGUACCCCGCCGGGGGGGGGGGGGGUACGGGGGGGGACGGGGAGGGGGGGGGGGGGGGUCUGCACAACCGGGGGGGAGGGGGGAACCGGCUUGGAACCGACGGUCGGCGCCGCGGACUAGAGGUCGGUGCCGGCGGUGGAGUCGGGUCGGCGCCGAAGGACAGCGGCGGCGCCGGGGACCGGGGACCGGUGCGGGAGAGAGGGAGAGAGGGUCGACGCCAGAGCCGGAGGUCGGGCCCGGAGGUUGGGUCGGGUCGGCGCCGAUGGUCGGCGACGGCGACGGGGGCCGGUGAUCGGAGCUAG